This is a messenger RNA of Amoebophrya sp. A25, 4551 nucleotides long. NCBI's taxonomy places the organism in Eukaryota, Dinophyceae, Syndiniales, Amoebophryaceae. The record is from the annotation of a GenBank genome assembly.
GUCGACCCAAGUGGACCAAUUUAGCAGCUUUUGUCCUCGUUCGUGACAAAGAUCAGAUGAGAGAAAUCUCAGUAGCAAAUCGUGGAUUUGAUUUCAAAAGUGAAAAUAUCAUAUCGCCAAAACUCCUUACAGGAUAAUUUUUAGACGAUGUGGUCUGGUCUAACUAACACUCUAAGUAAGGCGUGAUGUGUUAGACGACGCAUUGAUCGGCUGUGGAACAGACCGAACACCAGUCUGUGCCUGCUGCUUCUCACAGAAGUGACGGCGCACCAGAAGGGGCCUAGUAGACGACUGACAGCCCUAGCAGGUGGAGCAGUCGUUCUUCGCUUCGUUCUUGUGGUGCAUCAAGAUGCCGCGUGCUACUUCUAAAGCUCUGGCCUGGGCAGCUGUUUCCUCGACAGCAUCCGCUCUGAAGCUCGGGCAGAAGGCCACCGCGGCUGUCCGGUCGUACGGCCCGCAACACUGUGUGAGCGUGAGCAGAAAUGCAAAGUCCGGCACAUGCGUUCUAUUAAGGCUCGAAGAGGGAGUAAUGGCAAUUGUACGUAGUAUUCAUAACACGCAGUUAAAACUCUUUGGCAGGAGGAGGGUCUCAAUAUAUUAAGCUAACGACCUUAGCAAAGCAAGCAGAAACCGGUAUCAAUGUGUCUGCAUUUAGUUGAAGAACUAGGGGUCGGAAAAAAUGUUGAUGUAAGUAUCCUUGAGUUGUAGGCCCAUCCGAGCCGACUAACAUCAUCGUCAUUGCUGUAGCCUUAUAUUCUAUUUCUAAAUCGUUCUACGCGCUGCGACGGCGUUAACCUCGAUGCUGUCGAGUUCGCUUUCACGUGCAGAAAACCUGGCGUACUGCAGAAACAUAGCUUCGGCAAAGGUGGCUUUGCAGCGGAAGAGGAAUUUGAUACCGCAGUUCAUUAUGGGCACUUUAUAUCGCUGUUUUCAGUUCCACCAAAUAGACCAACAUUUUGAACAUAAGAAACGUGGUCGUGAUACAUCAUCAUUAUAAUAAAUAUAGUUUUUCCUACCUGUUUCAUAACUUUUUUUCUGAGGAAGAUAGAUUUUCUAAGCAAUAACUUUUUCUUAGAAAAUAAAAACUUCUAAGCAAAGUGCGAUGUUUGCGACCUUCCUCCAGAGGUAAAUCAAUCCCUUGAUGCGGUCGCAAAAGCGAGUCGUGCGCUGGCCCCCGAAGCAGAAAAAGCCAAAGCAAUCUCGGUACAGGCACAGGAUGUGUAUGUGAUGCUUUCUCCCUGACAACCAUGAAGAUCAAGUAGAUUUUCUUUUCCAGCCUUUUUACAUUGGCAACUUUCACCUCCUCUACUACCUAAAAAUAGAUAGCCGAGACGGCUCCGCGUGUGAUGUUUAGCGUGGCAAACGCCUCUUCGCAAGUGUUGCCUACAAGCGAAAAGAAGACUGCAGCCAGUGCUGCGACGAAGGUAAAGGAGACACCCUCACAGAUAAGGCCACACUUAAUCCAUUUUUUAGUUCAUCUGUGAGCCGUUUUCAAGUACUUAGAAAAGUGGACAUAGAUGAGGCAAAAGAUGGCUUGGGCCCUAAUCAAGGAAGCUCCUCCCGCACCGGUGUACCAAAAGGUCGACAAUCCGAUAGUCUUAUGGCCCAAAAGCAUUUUCUCACCUGUAGUUGCAUGAUUGAUCUUUGUAGUUCAUCUUUAAGGCUUUUUUCUCCGUCCCUUAUAAAUACAUGUCCGAUUAACAAACAGGAACAAUUCAAGCAUAAUUAACACCGAUUGAAAUUAUAGAACAACGAAACUAGCACAAGGGAAACAAAGAACUCACAAAUUAUACUGAAAAAAACAAGGCAACAAAGAUAUAUGAACGAUUUUGAUUUUCCUGAAAUGAACGAGGCAACAACGAUGUCGAUGAGAUGAAGGUUGAAAGAGUACAAGCUAAUAGUUGAAGGAAAAAGCCCACCGCAUUUGGGCGGACAAGCCCAGGUCCCAGCGCCAUUGGGCACACGCGCCAACGUCGCGGAAUUAGAGGCUAACCUGCCUGUCUUGCAGGAACGUGGCGUAGAACUGGCAAGUUUCGGAGAUACUGCGCACGUAAUAUAGUGCCUUUAUCAUCACUUACAUCUGGUGGGAACAACAUUCUACUCUAUUGGUCUUCAUUACAACAUUUGUAUUUCAUCUAACAAUGAUCAGAUUCACUUCUAGUUCACCUAGGAUCACACAUAGUCUUAGACCAGGAUUUUCUCGUCGCACUACGGUAGUUUUUUUUUAAAUUUUACUAGGUUUCCUACGGUCCCGGCAACUGCAUUCAGACGUGGCUUCAAAAAGACAACACGGGAUCUUCCGGUUCGGCAGGCGAGGAGGUAACAACGACUGACGGCGCCAAAGGCGUUGUUGUGCCAGACGGUGAGAAGGGUGUGUGCAUCAUCAAUUAAGGCUACAAGUUUUUAGUCGGGGUUAGGGUUUAGAAUCUAUGUAUUUAGCUCCUUGUUUGGGUAGGUUCGAGUUCUUUAAGGAUGGCAUCCUAAGUGGACAGAGCACUCGUAUGAUGGUGCCACUCAGUCAUGAGCCUGAGGAGAAACGAGCUCUAAAUCAAGACCGACUGCGGUGUGGUAGACCAGCUCGCUUUUCAGGCUUAUCCGAUUGGGUUGAUCGCGACGGAUAAGAAUGGCGUGCCCGUGAGGCACUUGUUUGGUAUUUCUUUUGCAUGGAAAGAUCGAUGGGAAUCAAUUAUAGACACAUGUGCCUCGACCCCUAUUCAGGUACAGCAUCUUCGUAUCAGCAUCAUCCUCAUCCGCACCUUCACCCUCACCGAUUCCACCUUCAUAUGUUAUUUUUCUCUUUUUUUCAAUCGCAAAUCCAAUGUUCAUCUUCAUCUCCUAUUUCUUCAGGUCCCAACUCUUUUGAUCGCGUCGAGGAGUUUAAUACUCUGAUUCGCGCAAGCUCUUGCUUCGGCUUGGACGAGACCAGUGAAGCAGUGACGCUCGAGGGGGAGAUCAAGUUAAGGCUUCUGGGAAUCCAUCUUCAGAAGCAUUUUGGUGCACCUGACUCUGUAAGGGUGGAAAGACAGAGGAUUCAGGAUGACUUGUAGGAUGGAUUCCGUGAAGAUCUAAGCAAGGCACUAUCCAAGACGAUCACUACCAUGCAACGCAAGGUCGACGAGUUGACCAGCGAGCAGUCGGAAACUAGUGCCAAACUCUUAGAGGAGGACCGACAAAUCAUUAUGGCAGAGACAAUUUAUUUUUUCGCAACGGUGGAUAAACUUACUUGGUUGCACUAGAAGGAAGAUGAGUAUCUUUCUAAGAUUAAGUUGGUAGAAGCGUCGCGCAAGAAGGAGCAGGAGGAUGUGGAGCAGUCCCGAAGGGAGCGAAGGACCGCGCAGGAUCGUCGCAUCGAGCGAGUAGAGGAAGCCGACCGACGCCGCGUAGACGAGAAGGUAGAACGACGUGAUUUAUGAACUUCAAAAGGUAUUUACGCUGCCCUUGAACCAACUUGAUAUUGUAGGUAUCCGUGUAGUUCUAGUAAACAUGAUUUCGUUGAGUCUCCAACUCCAUAGUAGUACAUGUAUGACUACCCUAUGCUUAGAUGCCAUGCCACACUGCUCUUGAUAUUGUACAACCCCUGUAAUAAAUUAUAGUAAGCAUGAUCUUCCGGACGGAAUAUCACACUAAGUAAUGUAGAGAGGAAGAACUUAAGCAGAUAAUAUUUGUUCUUUGUCGUGCUUGUCUUCAUGUUCUUUAAAAAGUAUCAGAGAAGAAGCGCAGCUUGUGCAUUUCCCUCACUCUUCAUUGAAGCGCGCUGAUGAUGUGCAGGAAGAGGAAGAGGAGGAUGAUGAGGAGUACGAGAGGCGCGCGGAGGAAGAGCGCCUGCGCGAUGAGGAUGAGGAGGCUGCCUACAGGAAGUCGUCGCGGGGAGACGACCGCGAAGACUGAGCAGCCUCGUCGAAAGGGCUUAGGGCUUAGGUAGGGAUCCUUAGUUCUUUGAAAGGUUUUAGGGAUUUCUUACUGAAACUGUUUCAUCUUUUCGUAUCUUUGUACUUCUGAAAACCUAAUAACUUACUACGUACAGGGUCGUGUGCGUAUAAUUUUUAGGGUUUUAGCAAGUCAAAUAAGAUAUUGAAAAGUUUUUGAAUAGGAAUGUGGAAUUUUGGAUAGUUGAGUAGGUUCCUUGUAGAUGUAGAGAACAUACUUUCUUACCUGCUUUUUUUGAUUCACCAUCUUUAGAAAUGUACAGAGCUGUGUGGUGAUGUCUUAAUGCCAGGACAAUUAGUCUCAAUGCUUUUUCUCAAUAUUAAAAUGCAGAUUCGUUACUGUGUGCGGAUGAUUGAAAAAAUGUCGAAGCAGGUUUUUGGGGUCAGAUGUUGCGGCUCGUUUGACUAGACACAUGCUACUUUGACUAGCUCAGUAAGGAAAUGUAGCAUCAUGCAGUCAUUUUGUUUUGUGAGAUUUCAAGAAUGAAGCUUGAACCGCGAGCAAGCGACAUCUCUCAGUAUUUCGAUUGGCGAAUUAUCGAUAUCCAUGUAUACGAACCUCGUUGUGCAUCUUAUAGAGGCACAGUACCUCCUUUGUACGUGUCUGUGCCUCUGCUGCCUGCAU